Molecule: messenger RNA, 1711 nt
Organism: Hordeum vulgare subsp. vulgare (domesticated barley)
Lineage: Eukaryota; Viridiplantae; Streptophyta; Magnoliopsida; Poales; Poaceae
Product: mitogen-activated protein kinase 6
Exons: 7
Coding region: 199-1332 (377 amino acids)
Biological process (GO): intracellular signal transduction; protein phosphorylation
Cellular component (GO): cytoplasm; nucleus
Molecular function (GO): ATP binding; MAP kinase activity
Source: RefSeq, a predicted model, not a curated record
CGCCGUCUCCGUCCUCGCGUCCGCUCGCUCCCAUCCUCAUUCCCCAGUCGCCGCCCAAGUCAAAAAGAGGGGGAAGCAUCUCCACCAGAGUCCCCAGCCCAUCAACGACUAGUCGCUGCGGGGCACCAACCCUAGAGCCCAACCCUACUCUCCCCCCCUCUCUGGCUCCUCCCCCUCGCGAGCGGCGACGAAGAAGCCAUGGACACCUCCGGCGGCGGCGGCGGCGCCGCGGGCGGGGCCGCGCAGAUCCAGGGGAUGGCGACGCACGGCGGCCGCUACGUGCUCUACAACGUCUACGGCAACCUCUUCGAGGUCGCCUCCAAGUACGCCCCUCCCAUCCGCCCCAUCGGCCGAGGCGCCUACGGCAUUGUCUGCGCGGCUGUUAGCUCGGAUACAGGAGAGGAGGUUGCGAUCAAGAAGAUUGGAAAUGCGUUUGACAACCACAUCGACGCCAAACGGACGCUUAGAGAAAUAAAGCUUCUUCGCCACAUGGACCAUGAGAAUAUUCUUGCCAUGAAGGAUUUAAUACGCCCCCCAAGAAGAGAUGAUUUUAAGGAUGUGUACAUUGUUACUGAGUUGAUGGACACUGAUCUCCAUCAGAUCAUUCGCUCAAAUCAAUCAUUGACUGAUGACCAUUGCCAGUACUUCUUGUAUCAAUUGCUUCGAGGGCUAAAAUAUGUGCACUCAGCAAAUGUCUUGCACCGUGAUCUGAAGCCAAGCAAUUUGUUCCUAAACGCAAAUUGCGAUCUCAAGAUUGCUGACUUUGGGCUUGCAAGGACCACUUCAGAAACUGAUCUCAUGACAGAGUAUGUGGUCACUCGUUGGUACCGAGCGCCAGAGUUGCUGUUGAACUGUUCACAAUAUACUGCUGCUAUUGAUGUCUGGUCAGUUGGGUGCAUACUUGGUGAAAUUAUUACUCGUCAACCCCUGUUUCCUGGAAGAGAUUACAUCCAACAGUUAAAGUUAAUCACCGAGCUGAUAGGAUCACCAGAUGAUUCAAGCCUGGGAUUUCUUCGGAGUGAUAAUGCACGAAGAUACAUGAAGCAAUUACCACAGUACCCAAGGCAGGACUUCCGCCUGCGCUUCCGCAACAUGUCUGAUGGUGCAGUUGAUCUGUUAGAGAGGAUGCUGGUGUUUGACCCAAGCAGACGCAUUACUGUUGAUGAGGCUCUGCAUCACCCAUACUUGGCUUCUCUUCAUGACAUCAAUGAAGAACCCACUUGCCCGGCACCUUUCAGCUUUGAUUUUGAGCAACCAUCUUUUACAGAAGAACAUAUGAAAGAGCUCAUCUGGAGGGAAACUUUAGCAUUUAACCCUGAUCCGCCCUACUAAGAGCCAAGAUUGUUUCCAGGCAUUCAAGUUAAUUCAUGUUGUUUUCCUUGGGAGCACAGACCAAAUUACCAGCUGAGGGCAUUGAAGAUCUACCUCUAGCUCUAGUGAAGCCGAUAUUUCCAUGUCUUGUGCAUCUAUUUAUUUUAUGCUCGCUUAUUGGGCGAAUGGGCAUGGAUUAUUUGUUGCUGUAACUAUUUCUUUUGUGGCCUUUCUGAAGAAACGACAUUUGUAUGAGAUGGCUUGUAUUAUACCGGUUGAUUGAAUAAACUGGUCUUGUGUAUCUAAAGCUUGUAAUUUUGUGUACACUUAUCUAAACAUCCCAUGUAUAUCUGAGUUAACAUAUUCCCUUUUAUUAUCUCAAGCAUGUAAUUUGGCAUUU